Molecule: messenger RNA, 600 nt
Organism: Penicillium samsonianum
Lineage: Eukaryota; Fungi; Ascomycota; Eurotiomycetes; Eurotiales; Aspergillaceae
Product: med21 domain-containing protein
Exons: 2
Coding region: 1-600 (199 amino acids)
Biological process (GO): regulation of transcription by RNA polymerase II
Cellular component (GO): mediator complex
Molecular function (GO): transcription coregulator activity
Source: RefSeq, a predicted model, not a curated record
AUGGCUGACAUUCUCACGCAGCUCCAGACUUGCCUGGAUCAGCUCGCAACCCAAUUCUACGCAACACUUGGCUAUCUCACAACAUACCACGACAAUGCCCCCACGACACCACCCCCGAAUGUCCCCGACGCAGUACCGGCCCUAGCCAAAAUCACCAAGAACUCGUCAUCACCACCGGUCCCAGCAGCCAUCGCAAACAAGGUGGGGGGUGCAGCCGCCGUUGCAGGAAAUGCAUCACCCCCGCUUGCGCCUCCUCAACAACCCGGAGCUGCACCAGGGACAGCACUAGAAGGUGAAGAUCCCAACCUUCCUCCCGCACCGGACUCACCCAGCACAUUUGCGAGCCGGCAGCGGGAGCUUGCGCGCGAUCUCAUUAUCAAGGAACAGCAGAUCGAGUACCUCAUCUCUGUGCUUCCCGGGAUUGGCGCCUCUGAGGCUGAGCAAGAGACCAGAAUACGGGAACUCGAGACAGAACUCCGAGGUGUUGAGAAAGAGCGCGCUGCGAAAGUCCGGGAGUUGAAAAAGUUGAGAGCUCGGCUGGAUGAUGUGCUCGGCGCUGUCGCUGUGGGUAUCCAUGGGGAUGGGUACCCUCAAAAGUGA